Notothenia coriiceps (black rockcod) is the source of this 711-nucleotide messenger RNA. RefSeq lists its product as uncharacterized. The transcript has 4 exons. The record is from RefSeq and is a predicted model, not a curated record. NCBI's taxonomy places the organism in Eukaryota, Metazoa, Chordata, Actinopteri, Perciformes, Nototheniidae. The coding region runs from base 61 to 711 and encodes 216 amino acids.
AUAAUCGGCAAGCGCUGUGUGGUAUGGGGAUGUGGGGCCGUCUCCAAAUCUGGCUAUGGGAUGUUUUUGUGGCCAAAAAAUUAUCAAAUGUCGCGUAUAUGGACCAAACAAGUGCGUCGUACGAGGGCGGACUUUGCUGGUCCAGGUAACCCGGGGUCGAUGAAACCUACAAUUUGUGGGCAGCACUUUGAAAGAUCGUGUUUCGACCAGUCCACAAUGCUCGCUAAGGAAAUUGGAUUAAAAAAGAAUUUCAAACUGAACAAAGAUGCUGUUCCAACAAUACUGCCAAGACCCCAAAUGCCAGCACAAGCCACCACGCCGAUUCCUACACGUCCCCCGAUGCAGAGUCCUCCACUAAAGAGACGGCGAAAUGCAUUCGCCAAAAGGGAGAGAGCGAAGGUAUUGGAAACUUUGUUCAAUGAAGCCACUGACAGAACUGAGGAUAGCGACAAUCUAUUGGACAUCCACACUGGGGAGGAAGCUGUGUCUACACCAAAUGAAAUUGAUGUGCAAACGGACCCCCCUCCACGAAUACACCACAAGUCCAUGCAGGCACGACCACGUUUCAGGUUGAUCCUAGCAGCACUGCACUACAAUGAGAACUCUGGCAGGAAGCAUGCCAAAACCAGGACAGGACAACUCCAAUACACUGUNAUAAAAAAAACAUAUGGCACAUUUCACAAUACAAAUGCAACCUCUAUCAUAUACUAA